Messenger RNA from Camelina sativa (false flax), 744 nucleotides. RefSeq names its product pleckstrin homology domain-containing protein 1. The record is from RefSeq and is a predicted model, not a curated record. Lineage: Eukaryota; Viridiplantae; Streptophyta; Magnoliopsida; Brassicales; Brassicaceae.
AUAGACAAUUAAAAGCAAUAAAGGGAAUCGCGCGAUUGGGGUCAGUUAGAGAGAGAGAGAGAGACGAACAAGUCGUGUCUGAGAAGAUUUUAGGAGAAGAAGACGAAGAAGAUGGAGAGUAUCUGGCGAAUCGCGACGGGCCAAGAUCCGAGCCGUGAAGAUUACGAAGGGAUCGAGUUCUGGUCAAACCCGGAGCGUUCUGGUUGGCUGACGAAGCAAGGCGAUUACAUCAAAACCUGGCGCCGCCGUUGGUUCGUUCUCAAACGAGGGAAGCUUCUCUGGUUCAAAGAUCAAGCCGCUGCUGGAAUUCGCGGAUCUACGCCGCGUGGUGUGAUCUCCGUCGGUGAUUGUCUCACCGUGAAAGGAGCUGAGGAUGUUGUCAACAAGCCUUUCGCGUUUGAGCUGUCUAGUGGUGGCUAUACCAUGUUCUUCAUCGCUGAUAACGAGAAGGAGAAAGAAGAGUGGAUUAAUUCGAUUGGAAGGUCGAUUGUGCAGCACUCGAGGUCUGUGACUGAUUCUGAGGUCCUCGAUUACGAUCACAGGCGGUGAUUUUUUUUUUUUUUUUUACUACUACUAUAUGUGUGAUUCUGUUGACGUCUCACUCUCUGGGCUUGCCUUCGGGGGUUUUCCUGGGAUGUAACACUCUCUUAUGGCUUUUAAAUUAUGAUGUUAUUGUACCUUUUGAUCGUGAUGUAUCUAUAUAUGUCUCUCAAGUUUCAAAAUCGUUUCUCUCUUUGUUUGUGA